UUGUUUCCACCUUCUGUUAUCCGGAUAUUCCUUCUGUUUUUGAUGGGUGGGGAGCAUUAUCUUGAAAAAAGUCUUGGGCAAAUGUUCCUGGCUGUGAGCUGUCACUGUUGUCGCAGUCGUCUUCAGAAAAAGCACACAGAAAUGAAGACAUCUUCACCAUCCUGUAGCUCACCACCUGCUUAAACCUUCAUUGGCAGAACACGUUUUAAACUUGAAGACGCUUGAAAUACCUGGUUACUUAUUACUAAAAAACCAAAAUCAAGGUAAUAUUUUGAUAACUUAAAGCUUUUCUGUCUGCAGAAUCUUUCAGGCUUUUGUUGGCCUGUGACUCCAGAAGACUUGCAGGAAAAACAGAAGCUGAAUGAGUCAACCCUGGAGUGCUUAGCCAGAAUGUUAAGUAAAAAACUGUUCAUUCCAUACUCAAAUUGCUUUUACUUCAGUCCUGCAAGAAAGGAAAAGUCAGAGCAGCUUCGUGAAGGUACAAAUCAAUCACUUGGUUGUUUAAAGUAGAGGAGUCUGCUCUGCAUAGACACCAUGUGGGAUUUCAGACUUUCUCCUGUUCUGUGAGUGGCUUCAAGUUCUGCUUUUGGAGUUGCAUAAAACCUAUGGAAGCUGGUUACUUAUGCAACUAAAUGUAGGCAAAAUCUGCUCUGAAGCUUAAAAUACUCUUUGGCCUUUCACAGUAGUUACACAAAUAUGGGUGAAAGUAUUAUCUAGAGGAUGCGUUUUGCUGCUGUACUUCCCACUGAAAGUGCAGAAUCAUGGUGAAGCCUGAUUGCCUGCUAUGCUCCCACUAAGCUCCUCUAAAAAGCAGAUGAUAAGUUUCAAAGGUAUGGUUCAAAAUCCCUUUUCAUGCUUACCUGAGCUGAGAAACUUGCAAGAAAGAGUGAAGCACCAUGGUAUGUAUACUUGGUAUUCUGCGAAAAGAAGUUCAAACUCAUUUGUGACUUCCAUUGUUUGUGAAAAGGUGUGUCUUUUUGCACUUCUGAGUGUUUAAUCUUCUCUUAUUUGAAUGCUCUCUUAACUUGCUUUGUGAGAUCAGGGGACACUCCCAGUCUACAGUGUAGCAUUAGCCUGUUUCUUCUUUUACAGAGGCUGGCCUGCAGUCUGUAGCCCAGCAGUGUGGGGAGAGUGUGAGGUCCUCAUUUUGUUCAGUAGACUCUUGUUUCUCAUAUCUCAGAGUCCCACACUUUUGCUGUGAUCUUGAGUUGAUGCAGGUUGAGAUGCCAGUCAGGGCUUGAAACAGAUUUCCUGGUGUGUUUCUGUGCUGUGUGGAGGGCUGUGCUCUUUCAGCCCCCAGAAGCAGCAAGCACCUGACUGCCUGCUCUGCGUGCUGAGGGCUGAGCUUCAUGUCCUGGGUGUGUGCUCAGGGGCAGGAACAGACUGGGCGUAUGAGUCUGAGGUGAAGGCAUCACUGGUUUAUGAGAGAUGAUCGGCUUUGUGGUGGGGAAAGGUUAUUAGGAGGGUGAGAUUCUCUGAAGGAUUCUUGUUUGACACAGAAGAGCCCUUUGGAAGUGUGAAAUCUCACAGCUUUUGGUUUUUUUUUGAUUACUUGCAGUCUCAGAGUUGUAGAGAGGCCAGUGAGAGCUUGUUUUGCAGCACCACGUUGCUGGUAGCUGAUUGCCAUGUCCUUCCCAAGGGGGGAGUGCAGAUGUUAGCAAUCCUCAGCACGCCAAACCUAAACAAGAACUAGAAGAAAAGAAAAUUAAGUACUCCCUCUUGCAUUUUUUGUAAUGCAGCAGCUGGUUUUGAUCCACAGAGCUAAUGUUUCUGGCACUUCAACAAGGAUGUUGGUGUUUUGUUUGUCUGUGAUGAUCAAGCUUUUCUUCCAGUUGGAUGCAUCUGCUUGUCCUGAGAAGUGCCACUGCUCUUCAGAAAAUGCAGUUCAUUGUUCUGGUCCCCACAUUAAAGACCUGGAAUCCUUAAAUCUGCCUUGCAACGUGACAGAAAUACACAUAACGGACACAAAGGUCACCUACUUGCAGGAUGUUUUUGCUGGGAUGGUGGGACUGCAACAUCUCAUCUUGUCUUCAAACAACAUCUCUCUGAUUGCCCCAGUGGCUUUUAAAGGCUUGAGAAGGCUAAAAGCCCUCAAACUGGUAGAAAAUAAGCUGGUUGAACUACCUCCAGAAGUGUUUGGUGACAUGGUACAGCUUCAGCAAUUGAUCAUUGAAAAUAACAGGUUGAAAGCCAUCGAAGAAAAUCUGUUUAACAAAUUGGUUAGUUUGGAGGAGCUUUUCUUGAACAAAAACCACCUCACAGCGCUUCCCAGUGGCAUGCUGAAGAAACUUGCCAAACUCAGAGUACUGAACUUGUCAAGAAAUUAUUUGGCAGCGCUGCCUAGAAAUAUAUUUAGUGCGUUAACCAAGCUUGAGAAGCUGAUGCUGUAUUUUAACAGACUGCCUUCAAUAGAGUCUGGUACCUUUGAUAGCCUGAAGGAGCUGCUGGAACUCUUCCUGCAUUCCAAUAACAUCCAGUCCGUCGCCCCUGAUGCUUUUCAUUGUCUUCAUAAACUAAGAAGUCUCACUCUCUCCAGAAACAAGCUUCAAGUUUUACCUUCUGGACUGUUUCUGCACUUGCAUGACCUGUCUAAAUUGACCUUGUACAGCAACCCUCUCAAGGCUCUUCCAGAAGUAUUGUUUGGAGAAAUGAGGAAUCUUGGUAGCCUGUGGCUGUAUCACACAAAGCUCUCAACAAUACCAGAUUUUGUGUUCAGUAACUUGACAAAUUUAGAGCUUCUUGUGCUGAGUUUUAACCCAGAGCUUAGUGUGCUUCCUAAGAACGUGUUCAGUGGGCUGGAUGAACUGCGGAGCCUUUCUCUGCAUACAAACAAUAUUUCCAGUUUGCCAGAGGGCAUCUUCCUGAGCCUUCAGAAACUGCAGAAUGUUUCCCUGUUUGAUAAGAGGCUUGAGGUUCUUCCUAGGAACCUUUUUCACAACCUCAAGCACCUUCAGAGAGUUUACUUGAAUAGUACUAAGCUGCAGUCUCUCCCUGGAGACAUCUUUGCUGCUUUACCUGAGCUGCAAGAAGUUGUCCUUGACAACAACCCUUGGAAAUGUGAUUGCCAGAUUCUUGGCUUCCGAGAGUGGCUUCAGAAGAGCAUGGGAAUAGUUAAAGAUGUGCCCUCUCUAACCUGUCACAGCCCACUGGCACUGCAGAAUGUUUCUCUUAUGGCUCUAAGAGUGGAUCAGCUUAAGUGCCUCCUAACCACUGCCACUACAUACAAGAUGCUCAGCUCAAUUUAUCCCCAGACCCCUACUUCUCUUGUUAUGGAGCCCUUAACUACUUGGGAGAGUACUGUAACAGCAGUGCCUGAUGUGGAUACCAGCACACCCAUGUCAGUUCCUCCUGCAGCUCCAGCUUUUGCCAACUCAGGCAUUGCAGAUGUCGCACAGCCUAGGUUUUGUUUCUCAGACAUUCCAAGCCAAACUUCUCCCAGCAUCGUAGUACAAACCAACAGUGUCAGAGGAACAGAUUUAAGUGCUCUUGCCUGGUGGGAUGAGCUGCCAGCCCUCAGGAGUCCUAAACCCUAUUUUAAUACCCAACUUGCUUAUUGUCAGCUAUUCUUGUGCCUUCACAGUUUGAUUGUAGUACUCCAGACUGGAAUCAUUGUGCUCAGUUUGUAUGUGAUGGGUACAACCAGGCAACUCUUGCAUUCCAGAAAUACUCUUGCUCAGCCUGUAGUUCUGGUAAGAUUUUUAAGAAGCUAAAGAAUACUAGCCAAGGAGAGGAUUGGAAGCAUUGAUUUUGGAUGGACUUUGAGCAUUUGGGCAGUUGACACUUGAUUCAGCUAUGGAUUACAAAUCUUCAUAGCAAGAGCCAUAGAGGCCUUGUCUUACAGCAUAAUGAAAACACCUUGCAGAGUUUGCCAGAAGCGUUUGUAGUCAUUGUGUAUUGCUGCAGCACUUGGUACAUGAACCCAGAGGGAGAGCUGAAAGAAAAUCUCUGGUCACUGCUGCACAUGUACUGCUGGUUCCCUGCAUGGGCUGCAGCCCUGUCCUGCCCCACUGCCUGCUGCUGUGCUCGUGCUGCUCAGAACAUCGGGGCAUCAACGUAGGGCAGCGGCGUAGGAACACAGCUUUAACUGCCCUUUAAAGGUUGCAUGUAGGACUGCAAAUGCUGUUGUGCCUUCCACUGCCUGCGGUGUUUUGUCUCCUUAUUGAGAAAGUAAACAGUAUUUUUGGGAGGAGAUGCUGAAGAAGACCUUGUAAAGAGCACCAGGAUGGUAUGGAACGAGUGUCAUUACAUUCUAUCCUCAGCCCCUUUCCAGGACAUGGCAGGAGGAAGGGGCACCGUUUGAAGCCAGCAGUGCUUUCCCCUAGCUCAACCAGGGGAAGGUGCUGUGCUAGGAAGUAUAAUCUUAGUGUAUUUUGUUGUUUGGUUGGUUUUUUUGAAACUUUGUAAUGUUGCUACAACU
Messenger RNA from Colius striatus (speckled mousebird), 4417 nucleotides. RefSeq names its product glycoprotein V platelet (gene GP5). The transcript is spliced from 2 exons. Gene Ontology annotation, molecular function: protein binding. The record is from RefSeq and is a predicted model, not a curated record. Gene Ontology annotation, cellular component: extracellular matrix; plasma membrane. Lineage: Eukaryota; Metazoa; Chordata; Aves; Coliiformes; Coliidae. The coding region runs from base 1734 to 3710 and encodes 658 amino acids.